AGUUUAUACACGAACUUUGGUGACUCAGAUCGCCUGGCGGUAUCAGUUUCGGCAUAUUGAAAACAGUUACAUUAAUGUUGAUUAUGAUAAUUAUAAUGUCUACUAUUGUACAAAAAUAUGCUCGUAAAAGAUAAUAUUUUUUAGUUUUGAACUGGAUUAAUUGAUGAUUUGAACGUAAAAUGUUUGAUAGUUUAAUGUAAAAUUUUUGAUGGCUUUGCUAGUUAUGAAAAUUAUCCAGCCGAAUACAUUUCUUUUACAUUGAAAGUAUUUUGUUGUUUUUCAAUUUGCUAUUUUCAUCGUUCCUCUCUUGGCUUGUUGAUAUUUAUUCCUCUACGAAAAGGAGAUUUUUGAUCAUCCAAAAUGUAUGAGGAAAUUUUUAACGACGUGCAAAAAGUGAAGGACGAAUUGAAAAAAGCCGGAAGAAGUGACAUUCCUCCAACAAAAAUAUUUAAUCUAUUAGAAAUUUUAAAAUCACCAACAAUUGUAUCGCAGAUAUUCUUGGAAUCGAAAGAAUGUACUGAUGGAAGUUCAUCAACGAAUGCAGAUUCAGAAAUUGAUCUUUUAUUAACUUCGAGUAAUUUCAAAAAUAAUCAGAACGGAAAUGACAUUCAGGUUCUCGAUGAAUUAAAAAAUGAGACGAAAAGUCAAAUAACAGUUGAUUUGACGAAGGUCCCAGAAAAAAGUGUUUUGAAAAAAGAAUCAAAAGGUGAAAAUAGUAAUAAUUCCUGUGAAUUGCUAGCAGAGGAUAGUUUCGAAGAUAUUUUCCAAAAUGAGGCAUCUAACGAUACCGACGUUGAUAAUUAUUAUACAAAUUCGGACUACGAUGAAGAUGAAGAACCAGAGGAGAAGAAAUCGAAAACUGAAUCACCUCCUCCAAUUUUAAGUAUAUUGAAAGAUUUAUCGGAAAAUCUUAUUUUGCCAGAGUUACCCACCGAGCCUUCAUUUGCAAACAUCAGAGAAGCUGAGAAUCUGGAAAUUUUCGAAGAAAAUAACAACGAUCCUAAUAAUAAUAAUAAUUUGGAGGAAAUUCAAGUAAGCGAACAAAUUCGACCGCAGAGUCCAGUGGCGGGUUGUAGUCGAGAUUUUAACGAAACGGAAGCCGAGAGAUCAGUGACUGAGAUUAUAAUGUCGAUCGAAGAUUCACAACCGAGUUGCAGUAAUGUUAUUCAACUAGAAGAAUCCGAUAGCGAAGUAGAGGAACUCGAGACUCAAGUUUCUUUUCAAGUGGACUAUGAAAAGUUGUUACAGGAAACAGAAGCGAUCAAUCAAUUGUUUCCCGAUAUAAGUGGAGAUGCGAUUUUUUCAAUGCUCGACAAGUACCGAAAGGCUUCGAACAGGGUGACAAUAGUUUUGUGGGAUUUGCUGCCAAGGGACAAACCCGAACCGAACAUUCCGGAAAAGGCCAGGAAACGAAAAGGGGAAAACGAACCGUGUCCUAUUAGAGCGAAAAAGAAUGGGAAUUCGUUCGCCUCGUCGAAAAUCGACGACAAGACAAUGAUUAGAAUACAGGAAGUCGUGAGAAGCAACGAGAAAGCUGAAACUUUUGAUUGUUCGUCGAAUUCUACGGAAAAUGUUCAAGAGAAGGAAUCGAUCGACAGAGAGAAGAAGAAGGAAGUAAUAAAACCAGCUCAAUUUUCAUUUCACUCGAAUAUGAUUGGAGGAAAACCAACUGAGAUUGUUAUUAGGAAGAAAAAUAUUAUUUCCGCACCUAAGCUUAUUUUAAAUACUGAACAGUCGAACCAGUCGAACCCGUCAGCUAAACGGAAAAUAUCAUCGCAACUAACGAGAGAAAUUUCCGAAGAGGGUUUUAUUUCCGAAGGAAGUGAUAAUAUGAAUACGCUGGCGAAUGCAAGGGUACAAAAUCUCCAUCAGAAGAAAAUGAAAAUUAAUCUAGACAGUGCUGCUUUGGGUAGUAAUUCGCUGGCGGAUGCAAAUCGUCUACAAAGUCUCUAUUUGCCGAAUCAGAAGAAAGACACUUCUGCUUCGAGUAUAAAUUCCCCAGCUGAUGCAACUCGACUACAAAAACUCUAUUUGCCGAAUCCGAAGAAAAUUAACAGUAAUUUAGACAGUUCAGCUUCUAGUAAGAGACCAAGAAGCAUGGAUAUGUCUGAAACACUAAAAGAAAAUUACGAAAUUUGGUCGAAAUUUGCUUUCCCUCCUUUUGACAUUGAUCUCGAUCCCGAGAAUCUCGAAAAUAGCAAUUCGUCCUCAAAAAGUAGUUCAAGUUCGAAAAUACUUACUGAUCCCGUCGCAAUUUCUGCUCAAAAAAAGAAACCUCCCUUAAAACUCGAGUACAUGAAACCAAAUCAACAAAUUCAAUUCUACAAAAUGCCAACAACUCAAUCACUCCAACAAACUUCACUACCAUCGACAAGCACCGGAAGUCCACUAAAUCAUCAAAAACAGCUACAAAGAAUAUCACCCAUUCCUUUAACUGACCCCAGUCCAAGCUCUUCAAAAACUGAUGAGCUUUACUGCAAAGACACUUAUUACAAACUUCGGAGCAUGUUUCCAAAUACUGAUCCUACUUUCAUAAGGGAAAAAUGUAUAAAUCCUCCUUUUAAUAGAACGGGACUCGGCAAAGAACAACAGCUACAAAUGUUCGUCGAAGUACUAUUGGCCGAUGGGUCAAAUCAUCCAAUCGCGCAUGAAAUUAAAGACGAUCCGGAGGACAUAAUUGGAAACAAGGACGAACAAUAUGAGACGCUAUUGGGAAUAUUCCCCGAAGCGGAUCCGGAAUAUUUACGAAAAUUUGUCGAUGAUAACUACAAGAAUCCGGAUAGUUUGAAAUCUUUUAUACAGCAGAACUUGGAGCGUCCUGAAUAUCCAACGAGAGCACAAUAUUUGGAGAAAAUUAAAAUCAACCAACAGAUCAAGGACUAUACGACAAAUUUCAAAAUUGAGAAAUUUUUGCAAAUUUUUCCGAAUCCGGUCGAGCAUUUUGAAAAUCCGGCGAGAAACUGCACGUAUAAGCCGAUUGCCAAUGAAUUUCUGAAGGAAAUCUUCCGUAAGCAUAAGGUUGCAACGAUAAGUCAAAUUUACAGAAGAAGAAAUCACCAUUUAAGUCUUGCGGCAAAUGAUUUAAGAAGUCUUUGUGCUGAUAUGAAAGGGAAGCGAAGCAACUACGAAAUGCCGACGCAGGACAUUCCCUUGCUUCAGGAAAUGGCGUACAUUAGACACAAGACCGAAAUUGUAGCAUACAUUGAGAAUAUUAAGAAGAAGGAAAUGGAAGAUUUCAUAAAGUUGAAGGAGCAAGGAGCACUACUCGAGUGCCAGUGCUGCUUCAACGAGGAAUGUCUGCCCAAGAAGUGCGUGACCUGUGAAGACGGACACGUCUUCUGUCACACUUGCGUCCUAAGGGGUUCUGAGAGCAAAAUUGGAGAUGGACAAAACCACAUAGACUGUUUUGCGGAGUGCGAACGAGAGUUCAGCCUCUCGGUGCUUCAAAUCGUUUUGCCUCCCACGACGUUCAGCAUUCUUCUGCAGAAGAGACAGGAAGCGGAAGUAAUGGCCGCUGGCCUGGAAGGACUGGUGUCAUGUCCAUUCUGCCACUUUGCGUCGAUACCACCACCGGAGACGAAAGUCUUUAAAUGCCUCAAUCCUGACUGUAUGAAGGAGACGUGCAUGUCUUGCAAGGAAUUAAAUCACGUCCCUUUAAGAUGCGACGAAGUCAUGAAGGAAGAUGAAGCCCGCCUUAAGCUCGAGGAGAAAAUGACAAAAGCUCUGGUGAGAAAUUGUUACAAGUGCCAAAAGCCCUUUUUCAAAGAAGAAGGCUGUAAUAAGAUGACGUGUGUUUGCGGCGCCUCGAUGUGCUACUUGUGUUCCACGCCUCUUAAAAACGGAGAUUAUAAGCACUUCAACGGUCAAGGAUCAUCCAAUUCUGAAUUGUGUCCAUUGUGGAGCGAUAACAGGCGUAUGAAUGCCGAAGCGGUACGGAAAAUAGCAGAGGUGACGGAAAAUGAAUUACGAAAGAAGAAUCCCAACUUAAAGUUAACUGCUGAAUCUAUAUUGCCUGCAUUGCCGCCCAAAACGAGAGGACCGCAUAAUGAUAUUCCAAAUGCGGAUGUAAUUCCUGAGCACAUCAUGCGAAUCGCAAAUAACCCAUAACAGCGGCUUUUGUAAAACAGUUUUUAAGUGCCAAAGACUUUCUCAGGUUUGGAGAGUGUAAUAUAUUCUAUUCUACAUCAUUUACGUUUUUUUUUAAAUAUAAAACAUAUCGUUAAUUUUUUUUUACGAAAUUGUCAAAGAAUAUAUAACAAUAAACGCCGAGAAGAAUUAUUUCCUGCAGUUUGAAGUUUACGUUUAUAUGAGCAAAGUUAAUUUUAUUCAAAAUUAAUUACGUUUCUGAAAAAACAAGAAGAUAAAUGCUUGAUACUGUGAUAUAAGUGUACGUACUAAAGCAUUCUAAAGCACUGAGAAUUAGUUGUCCAAAUAAGAAAAACUUUUCCAUGAAGUCAAGUUGUAUGAUGGAUUAAAAAAAAAUAUUAAGUGCUGUCUGUAUCAAAAUUUAGCUUUAAAAGCGAAAGUCUAAAAUUUUUUUUCUAUUUUAUAACUUUAUGUAAUCAGCUUCAAAAGAUGAUAAUAUGCGUGUUGUCUUCCAUGAAAUUAUUUUUUUAUUAUUCGUUAGAAAUUUUUUGUUACCUGAUUGACAUAAAUUUUUGGAUGAGAAUAUAAGACAUUCUGCAGAAAAAAAGAUAAAUUUUAUGAAAUAUGGUUAAGUGUAAGUAACUUUAUAAAAUUCGAGUAGUUAAUGAAAAAAAUGUCUAUGCAGUAUAUCGAGAGUGACUGUUAAUCGAUAAUAGCAAAAAGGUCUUGUAUCAGUCUUGCUAUGCUACUUUUAAAUUGAAUGAGAAAAAAAGCUGAUGCAUUUACUUAGAAUAGUGAAAAAGAUGUACCUGAGAAUAACUAAAAAAAAAGUUAUUUUCCUAAACUAGUAUUCUUUUGGAAAAGAACGAAUUAUUCGAUUUUACGUGAAUGAAAGAUGAUUAACACAAAACUCAAUUAAUAAAAUUUACAUAUACAUGUAAUUUUAAUGCCAUAACUAAAAAUAUAUAUUUAGUUUCUUGUCAUGAUAUUUAAUAGCAACUUGUAAAAAUGUUUCCACUGUCUGUGCUUAACAAUAUUGGUCCGAAAAUAUGUUUUUCUGUCCUCUGUAUUACAUAUGUUUUGCGAAUUUUAUUUUACCAAUCCGCGAAAUACUAUUAUAAUAAUAAUAAUUAAAAUAAGACAUUCUUAUGCAGUGCAUUAUUUUAGUUUGAUGUAAGAUAAAUUUAUUAUUUGUAAAAACUAUAUUCUAAAUAAUUUUUCCAAAUUUUGUAUACAGUUAAUGAUAAUACAUUUUUAUAAAAA
Messenger RNA from Leptopilina heterotoma, 5349 nucleotides. RefSeq lists its product as uncharacterized. NCBI's taxonomy places the organism in Eukaryota, Metazoa, Arthropoda, Insecta, Hymenoptera, Figitidae. The record is from RefSeq and is a predicted model, not a curated record. The transcript has 7 exons. The coding region runs from base 361 to 4107 and encodes 1248 amino acids.